AUGGAUGUGGAAGCGUGUGCACACGCUCUGCUGCAAACCUCUCUUUACGUGAACGCAACUUCUGUGUCCGCGACAAACCUUACGCGGCACAGCCAUGAAAGAGGCACCAGCUAUGCUGACCAUCACAUCCAUUUUUUUGCCUCAUCCCAGAUUGGCGAAGGUAUCAUUGUUUCUGGCAUUGUGAUUUUAGUUCUGGGCUUGACCCUGAUGCUUCUUCUGCAUUCGCAUGGUCCGGAGAGGAUGAAAAACGAGGAGGUCGAGCUGCCCUGGAUCACGGUCUGCUUGGUGGUCCUCUUAUGCACUGGUGCAAGAGAUUUCAUCACCUCCAAUCUCCCGACCAUCGGAAGGGAUCUACAGGCUCUCCCACAGGUCGUGAACUUGUCAAUGGAGCUGAACUGGAUCGCAGCUGCCAUCUUCUCCUUGCUCUUCGGCUUCCUAGCUUGUCUUGGGCGGCGGCCUCUGAUUUUGUUGAGCUUCCUGAUUUUCUACUUCUCGUCCAUCGCCGCAGCCCUCGCGCCCAACGUGCUUUGGCUCAUCGUGCUGCGCGUCGUGCAGGGCAUGGGCGAAGCAGGACUGGCCGUGACGGAGAUCGUGGUGGCAGAUGUCUACCGGGAAAAUGCGGAUGAGAGGGCGUUGGCCUUCGCGAGGAUCGGCAUGAUGUUGGGGCUUGGCAGUGUGGGCGCGCCAUUGGUAGGUGGGCUCUUGGCUUAUGUGGCAGGCUGGCGCGAUAUUUUCCUCUACUUGGCUCUUUGUGUCAUGGUGGUGGGCUGCGGCAUCAAGCUCUACUUGCCUGAAACCAAAGAGAUUGGAUCUGUGAAGGUGGACAUGAAACCCAAACCAAGCCCAGAAAGUAUGUACAGCUUGGCCUCCAGUACCAGUGCAGCCUUCCUGGAAGAUGCACGGCCUUUUGCAUAUCUAUUGAUGAAUAUUGGGGUCGAAUCGACCUGCUUUUCAUUUUUGACCAACUUGGCUUGGAUCCUUCAACUGGAAAAACCCAGUGGCUACGGCGUUGCCCCUCUGAACUCCAAUGUGCUUUGCUGCACCAUCAUGCCCGCCUACUUGGUGGCCUCCUUCGCUUCGCUGAGAGCUGGCAGCAAUGCUUCGGUUUGCCUGAGGAUUGGUAUCUCGCUCAGCCUCUUGGUGGGCAUCUGCUGGAUGGUCUUCGCGCAUGUCAUCCAGGACAGUUUGUUGCUCUUCAUGCUAUCAGGGAUUCUGCUUUUUGCUGGCUUCGGUCUCUCCAAUGGCGCUCGGCGGGCUUAUUACCUCGAGCCCUUGCCGAGUAUCGAGGCUGGCGUUGGCGUGGCCAAAUUCCUCGAGCCCUGCGUGUCUGCGGUGAUCACCGCCUUCAGUGGGAAGAUGUUGGUAGAUGAUGGCGUCAUCUGCUGGUUAAUCUUCCAGGGUUUUUGGAUUGUGCUGUGCGACUUCUUUUGGUGGAUCAUGAGGGCCUGGAGCUUUUUCCGCUGA
This is a messenger RNA of Durusdinium trenchii, 1464 nucleotides long. The record is from the annotation of a GenBank genome assembly. NCBI's taxonomy places the organism in Eukaryota, Dinophyceae, Suessiales, Symbiodiniaceae.